Molecule: messenger RNA, 9314 nt
Organism: Nerophis ophidion (straightnose pipefish)
Lineage: Eukaryota; Metazoa; Chordata; Actinopteri; Syngnathiformes; Syngnathidae
Gene: parp4
Product: poly (ADP-ribose) polymerase family, member 4
Molecular function (GO): NAD+ poly-ADP-ribosyltransferase activity
Source: RefSeq, a predicted model, not a curated record
CACCGGAAGCGAAAACAGUUCCUGACCCUCGCCAGCCUGACGGCCUACGCAGACGUGACAGGCAUGGCCGUGUUCGAAGAGUGCUCUGUGCUUUUGGUGCUGAAAGACUUACCGUGCAAAGAGAAGAGGAGUGUGAGCUCGCUGGUGACUGAAAACGGUGGACAAAUAUGCUUUACGGUCAACAAUCAGUGCUCCUUCGUCGUCGUCAGCGACGUGUCCCACCUGAACGCCAGCAGGCUGCGAAGCAUCCAGAAGUUCCACACACCAGUGGUGGGAGUGGAUUACCUGCACAAGUGUGUGAAGGAAGGCGUCCUCCUGCGUUACCAUGACUACCAGAUGGAUACCUCCUCGCUUUCUUUUCACUCGCCUACUCUCAAUUUGCCAGUUCAGUCUUUCAACAAUCAAGCACUUGCAGCCGGCGGAGCUGUUGCCAAGCCCCCGCCGGAUGAAAACUCACCCCCGGAGAAAAUCGAGGACAUCCUGGGCAAGUUCAGGGUUUACACAGACCGCGACAAAGACCUCCCGGCGUAUCCGGAAGACUUCAGCGUGGCCAAGUAUUCCAUCUUUCAAAAGAAUGACAGCAGCACCUGGUGUGUGCUGGAGCUGCAGAGCGCCAAACGGGACAAAGGGCCGCGGUUCCGCGUGGUGCGCUACUGGAAGGACAACAAGACGGUGCAAAAGGACAUGCUGCUGUUCCUGCCCACCUCCGAAGAGGCCGUGGAGGUCUACCGGACGCUGACAGAAUCUCUGUCCACUUGCAGUAUGCAGCCCAGGACCGCCAUCCCCGCGCAGGCCCAGGACCUCGGCUCUGGCCCCCUGCGACAGCUGCUGCUGGAGGAAAAGCUGAGCGCGGGAGUCUUGUCACACGAUGUGGGCGUCUUUGUGGAGCUGCUAUGGACCGAGGCCCUGGGUUGCCUUGACAACAUCCUCCGAGUUCCCGUCAAGCAACUCAGCCUGAAUGACGUGAGCCGUGCGGAGGGCUUGUGGAUCGAAGCCCAUAGGAAGCUGAAGAAUGGGUGGAGCGCCGAGGUGGGCACUCUCUGGAAUGAGUUUUUCUCGCUGCUGCCUCACAGGACGCCCAUUAAGAAUCACAGUGCCAAGCUUUUCUCCCAGAAACUGGACCUGUGUCAGUUAAUCCGAGACAUCCUGAACGUGAGCGAGAUGACCCUGAGAAGCCCCGCCCCUUCCAGUGUGGGCAAGUUUCGCGCCCUGAGGUGCAGCAUCGAAACGGUGCAACCCGGCAGCGACGAGUAUCGCGCCUUGACCUCCCUGCUCCAGGACAGCCCCGUGCAGAUCCAUCAGGUGCUGCGUGUCAGCAGAGCAGUGGAGUUUCAGACUUUUAAAGGCCAGCUCGGCAACGUCAAGUCCCUUCUCCACUCCUCCAGCGCCAGCAACUUUGUCGGAAUUCUGUCUCGGGGUCUGCUGUUGCCUAGUGUCGGCGUGGAGCUCCACGGCGUUGACAGAACGGACGCCGGCAGCCUCGGAAGUGGCAUCUACUUCAGCGAUAGCAUGAGUACGUGCCUCAAGUAUUCCAAGCCCGGCGCCACAGACGGCUCUCGGCUGUUGGUGGUGUGCGACGUGGCCCUGGGGGAUUGCCUGCAGCUCCACCACAGAGACCCUACACUGACUCAGGCCCCUGAGGGGCACGACAGUGUGCGCGCCACCUGCUGCACCUCCUCCGUUUACUCCGAGUUUGAGGAUGACGAGUACGUGGUGUACAAGCCAGAGCAGGUCAAGCUGAAGUAUGUGGUGCGCUUCAGCGUGGUUGGGGAGCAAGUGAAGUCCUUCAGUCCUGCCGUCGACAUCUCAACCGAGACUCCCCUGCCUCCGGCCGUCCCAGAGGUCCUUGGUUCUAAUGUCGACAUAGGAAACAUUAGGAACCCUCUGGAAGUCGUGACUGCGGGACUGCUGGACAGCUCGGGACGGCAGCUCCCCCUGCAGGCCAUCCAUGUGAAGUGCAAACUGGUGGAUCUGCUCUCUCAGGUGGUCAUCUUCCAGAAGUACACCAAUCACGGCAGCGCAGCCAUUGAGGCAAAGUAUGUCUUCCCAUUGGACGACUGUGCAGCUGUGUGCGCUUUUGAAGCCUUCAUCAACGGCAAGCAUGUGGUGGGACAGGUAAAGGAGAAGGAGAAGGCUCGCAGGGAGUACAAGCAGGCCAUCGAGGAGGGUCACGGAGCCUACCUGAUGGACCAGGACGCACCUAACAUCUUCACCAUCAGCGUGGGGAACCUGCCGGCGGGCGCCACUGUGCUCAUCAAGGUCACCUUUCUGUCCGAGCUCAUCGUCAAAAACGGCGCGUUGCUCUUCUCCCUGCCCGGGAGUGUGGCCCCGUGGCAGGAGAGCGCUGCGCUCAAUCAGACCACGCAGGUGACCCUGGACAAAGUGCGUGUGACUGCUGAAUCAGCAAGUGGAAGAGAGUUCAGCCUGGACAUGUCCAUGGAGAUGCCCAACAAGAUCACCAGCCUGUCUUGCAUCACGCACAAAGUCAAGACCAAGAGGACCGAUUGCAAGGGGGUGGUGAGCGUGCUGCCAGGGCAAGUCCUGGGUCCGGACGGCUUCCAGCUGUCGGUCAUUCUGUCCGAGGUUCACCUGCCCAGGAUGUGGGUGGAGAGGCACCCUGACUUUGACAGCCAGGCAUGCAUGCUAGUUUUCUACCCAAAGUUCGACGUCAAAGCCAGCUGCGGAUCCGACGAAGUUGUCAUUUUGCUGGACGUGUCCGAGUCCAUGCUCGGGGAACCCAUUCGCUGGUCCCGGGGAGUCGCCCUGCACGUCAUUAAAACCCUCCAGCCUCACUUCAAAAUCAACAUCGUCUUGUUUAGCACAGAUCACACCCAAGCUUUCCUGACAGCGCAGCCACUCGACGAAGCUCGACAGGCAGCAGAGAAGUUCAUCCACACCUUCUCGCCAGCGGGGGGCAGCACUGAGCUUUGGCGGCCCCUGCAAGCGCUCAGCCUGCUGCCUCCGUCGCGAGGCACCCGCAACCUGCUGCUGCUGUCCGACGGCCAUGUCCAGAACGUAGGGGCCACCUUGCAGCUGCUCCGGGACGAGGUCGCGCACAGCCGACUCUUUGCGUGCGGCUUCAGCCCGACAGCCAAUCAGCAUAUGCUGAGAGCCCUGGCUCAGGCGGGGGGCGGAGCCUAUGAGUAUUUUGACAGCAAAAGCAAGCACAAGUGGGCAGCGCAGGUGGCGUGUCAAUUGAGGCGCAUGGCGUCCCCCGGCUGCAGCUCCGUGUCGGUGAAGUGGCAUCAGUACAGCACCACGGCGGUGCCCCCUGUGCAAGCUCCAAUGCAGCUCAACGCACUCUUCAACGACUGCCACACGCUGGUCUAUGGCUUCGUUGCGCAUUGCACACAGGCCACCCUGUUGGGCGACCUGAGUGGCCAGGAGCUGAGAACCAUGGUGUCCACCAGCGAACUGCAGAAGACCAGGGGCACGUUUCUUCACAAACUGACAGCUCGGGCUCUCAUCAGAGACUACGAGGACGGAAGUCUGGACUUCAACCAGGCCGAACACGAGGGCAAGAAAAGCCAGUGGAAACCCUUCAUCAUUGCCUUGAGCAAGGAGUUCUGCAUCCUGUCUCCGUUCACCAGCUUUGUGGCCAUUGAAGAAAGGGAGCCGGAUCAAGAAAAUAAGGCCGUCACAGAUGUCUCCAAGUUGUUGGCUGAAGAAGACGUGGACAUCCUUCCUUACAUCAGCUGGAUGUCUCGUCAGAGCAGCGAAAAUGAGGAAAUAGGGGAUAGCGAUAGUUCAGAGUCUGGAUCAGAGAUGGGCUUUGGCCUGUUUUCACCCGUUGAGCUCAAGAGAUCAGAGUCUGGAUCAGACAUGGGCUUUGGCCUGUUUUCACCCGUUGAGCUCAAGGCUCCUCUCCUUGCUGAUAUGGAUAGAUUUUGCGGCUCUUACAGGGGAUAUAUCCAGCAGGAACAGUCAGAGGCUGUUUCUCCUUUUCUUUUUCAUAGAUCUGAAGGAGCAAAUGUUAACCGACCACAAAUCAGCAUGUCCACAAAUCAGCAUGUCCUCUGCUCCUCAACCGAUCUGUCCAUCCUUCCAACGGGAGCCAUUGAAGAAAAUGUACACCAACUUCCAAUUGGCAUGCCACCUCCACCUCCGCCCAUCCAUGCACCUUCUGAUGCACCUUCUCUUAAAAUCUGGCGUCAGUAUCUUUCAAGGUCUGGCUCACCAGCCAGACCAGUCCCACCCCGCAACAUAGCAUCGACUCCUGAGACCGGUACACUUUUUAGGCGUUCAUGUUACAUGAUCCAAAGUCCUGGUGUCGUUGCACAGUCGUCCACACCACUAGUCCCGUGUGGUAAAUACGAAGGAUUUCCUCAACAGUCCAGGCAGCCUAAAAAUCGACUAAAGGCCAUGUCUACAAACCAAUUGGAGAAUUCAUCACCGGCUCCUCUCCUUGCUGAUAUGGAUGGAUUUUGGCGCUCUUACGCUAUCCAGCAGGAACAGUCAGGGGCUGUUUCUCCUUUUCCUUUUCGUGGACCUGGAAGAGGAAAUGUUAACCAACCACAAAUCAGCAUGUCCUCUGCUCCUCCACCCAUCUGUCCAUCCUUCCAGGCAUCCCUUUCGACUGGAGCCAACAAUGCAAAUGUUGACCAACCUCCAAUUGGCAUGCCACCUCCACCUACGCCCAUCCAUCCAUCUUCUGAUGCUCCUCCACCUCCACCUCGUCCUCCUUUUAGAACCAGGCGUCAGUAUGCUGAUGCUUCUUCUUCUCCUCUUUCGGUGGGCAACAUACAGCAAAAGCAAGGGAGAAAAGUGGAUAAGAUGUUUAAGCCAUUUACGGGUUUUGGCUCUCUGCAAUCUUUGGCCCCACCAAAAUUUGCCGUUAGUAGAGGCGUUCAACCCAGUAGCAGAAUGUUUAAAGCGCUCUCACAAGAGCAUCUUCCCACAGAAGAUAAAGAUUUUGUAUCAGAGGAGUGUUCUUUACCAGCCAAAUCAGCUCCAUCCAGCGAAGUAGCAUCGCCUCCUACUAUCGACACACUUUUUGGGGGUUUGAUUGACGUAAUGCAAGAUUCUGUUGUGGUUGAAGAGUCACCCACACCACUAUUCCUGUGUGGUUCACAAGCAGAAUCUCUCCCAGAGCUCGGCCAGCAAAAAAAUCGAGGCAUUAUUUCAAUUCAAUUGGCUAAGUCGUCACCAGUUGAUUUUUCUUCCAUGGGCCAGGAGGCACUCGACAUCGUUUUGGAGGAAACACCUCGUCAGUUUAGCAGGCCCGAAGUGUCAGCAGACGGUCAACCAGUCCUGUUGAAAUGGCCGAGGCUCUUCCAGAUGCAACAUGCGGACGGUUACUGGGACGUGACGGCAAAGUUGGGCGAGUGCGUGGGCGUCGACCUGGACGUCCUUACCAACGACUUCCUGAAAAGCAAAGGCAUCCGCUCGCUCGGUGUGAGGGCCCACGCUGACAUCCUCAAGCUGCUGGCGACUCUUCUCGUGCUGCAGCUGAUGAGGUUGGAGAAGCUGCCAGAAGGCCUGCUGCUGCGCACGCUGUUUACGUUGGAGGAACCCCCCAGCAGGAGCGUGUGGCCCCGCUGGCAGCUCGUCAAGAAGGCGGUGGACUGGGUCCGCUGGGCCGACCGCCAGUACCCGUGCAUCUGCAGCCGGCUGGAGAUGGCUUUGACCUGGGAGUCCGCCACGCGUCAGCUGCUGGGCUACGAGGUCCUCCCCGCUUUCUCGCCGCUCGUCGGCCUGCCGCUGAGAAGGAACCUUCCCGCCCCGUGUCCCCCUUUGGUCGUCCACUGAGGUCGUACGGCGGGUCACAACAUUAGGUACGCAGUUGCACAACACUACAGAGGCAGAUGGAGUACUCCAUUUUAUUAGAACAGUGGUUCUCAACCUUUUUUUAGUGAUGUACCCCCUGUGAACAUCUUUUUAAUUCAAGUACCCUCUAAUCAGAGCAAAGCAUUUUUGGUUGCAAAAAAUAGAUAAAUAAGUAAAAUACAGCACUAUGUCAUCAAUUGUAUAACAGUGCAAAAUAUUGCUUAUUUGUAGUGGUCUUUCUUGAACUAUUUCGAAAAAAGAUAUAAAAAUAACUAAAAACUUGGUAAAAAACAAACAAACAAGUGAUUCAAUUAUAAAUAAAUAUUUCUACACAUAGAAGUAAUCAUAAACUUAAAGUGCCCUCUUUGGGGAUUGAAAUAGAGAUCCAUCUGGAUUCAUGAACUUAAUUCUAAACAUUUCUUCACAAAAAAAGGAAAUGUUUAACAUCAAUAUUUAUGGCACAUGUCCACAAAAAAUCUAGCUGUCAACACUGAAUAUUGCAUUGUUGCAUGUAUUUUCACAGUUUAUGAACUUACAUUCAUAUUUUGUUGAAGUAUUAUUCAAUAAAUCUAUUUAUAAAGGAUUUUUGAAUUGUUGCUAUUUUUAGAAUAUUUUUUAAAAAUCUCACGUACCCCUUGGCAUACCUUCAAGUACCCCCAGGGGUACGCGUACCCCCAUUUGAGAACCACUGUAUUAGAAGAUGUGCGGGUGUACCUAAUGUUGUGGCCGCUGGUUGUAGAAUCAUGUGUGAGAAAGGUUAACCCUCUUGAGUUACUUUUAUGUGUCCUUAAUAUAGGCAACAGUUAAUUUUCUGGUGUUUUCAUCUCGAUAUUCAAAGUAAGGCUGGGCGAUAUGGCUGAUAACUGUAUCACGAUAUCAGGGUUUUAUAUCGGACAACAUAAUUAUUGAUAUCAUUUAUGAGCUAUGGAAACUAAGGACCAGUAGAAAUAUGUAUUUAAUUUGAAAUGUAACCUUCCUCUGAUUAUAAUGCCCUUAGCUAUCAAGGCAGAAAUUAAAUGUCAACACAAGCAUGGAAAACAGACAAUGUAAACAUAAUUGUAAAACCGCAUUGAGCACCUAACAAUAAGCGCAUAAGAUUAAGGAAUAUGUAAGAAAUGCUUCAUAAAGUGUAAUAAAAUAAUGCAAAGUGUGAAAUUGUAAACAAAGAAACGUGAGAAGAACAAUUUUCUGCAGGUUUAGUGCUAAGAAAUAAUGCCUGUGUAACAUUACUUUUUAUGUUAUUUUUAUUUAACUACGGAAAGGAAUUUUUGUUAUGCUGUAAUUAUUUAAAUAUUGUUUUUAUAUGUGUCAAUAUCGAUCAUUAUAGAUAUUUUUACGACAUAUAGAAAAUAAGGAGUAGGAGAAAUAUGUCUUUAAUUUUAAAUGAAACCUUCCUUUGAUUAUAAUGCCCUUAGCUAUCAAGGAAGAAAGGAAAUGUCAACACAAGCAUGGAAAACAGUCAAACAAUGUAAAAAAAAUAUUAAAAUCACAUUGAUCACUUAACAAUAAGUGCUUAAAAUUAAGGAAUAUGUAUGAAAUGCCUUAUAAAGUGCAAGUAAAUAGUGCAAAGUGUGAAAAUGUAAACAGAGAAAGCUGAGAAGAACUAUUUUCUGCAGGUUUAGUGCUAAGAAUUAACGUCUGUGUAACAUUUAGUCCUGUUAAUCUUAUUUAACUCCGGAAAGGAAUUUUUGUUAUGCUGUAAUUAUUUAAAUAUUGUUAUAUUGGUGGAUGUCGAUCAUUAUUAAUAUAUUUAUGACCUAUGGAAAAUAAGGAGCCGGAGAAAUAUGUAUUUAAUUUGAAAUGUAACCUUGCUCUUAAUGCCCUCAGCUAUCAAGGCAGAAAAGAAAUGCCAACACAAGCAUGGAAAACACUAAAUGUCAACAAAAUAUUCAAAUCACAUUCAACACUUUAACAGCAAGCUUUUAAAAUGAAAGAAUAUAUAAGAAAUACUUCACAAAGUGUAAGAAAAUAGUGCAAAGUGUGAAAACGUAAACAUAGAGAAACCUAAUAAGAACUAUUUUCUGCAGGCUAAGUGCCAAAAAGUUACAUCUGUGCUCUAAAGGGUGAGCAGGGCUCAGGUGAUCUGACUACAGUCCCUUUUAAAAAAAAAAAAAAAAAAAAGUGCCAUACUGUCCAGGUGACUUUUCCUCUUUUAUCCACAAUUUCUUCAUUUUGACUUUCUCUUCUCACUCCAUGUAAAUAAUCAACCACCGGACAACCAAACUUGGUAGUCUGUUAUGAUUUGAUCAAGGAGGUGACCCCAGGAUGCAGAGACGAGAGGCGAAGUUGAAUUACAAAAAAUUAAACAAUUUAAUGAGUCCAAAAAAGUCUAACAAAAGGCGAUGGGGCAGAAAUGCACACCAUGAAUAAACUAACAAAAUCAGGUCCCUCAGUGGUCGGCAGGGGAGAAGGCCAGGACGCACUGAGCUCAAGCAAAGGGUCCAACACAAAAUCCUCUUUUUAUCUCAGGGAGGCUAGGGAGCAAACACAAAGAGGUGAGGAAUUACAAGAAUAAGGAGAGACAACAUUCCAUACAAGACGAAGCGAAUCAGGCAUUUGCACGUGGGAGGUGCAGGAGACAAUAACCGGCAGGGACCAGCUGUCGGUGACGAGCUUAAAUACUACUGGGUAGAGAUUUGUUGCAGGUGUGCCUCGCUGGGGACUAAUUGACUGAAGAAAAAACAGACACCAAAAAAGAGAAGGCAGGGAAAUGACAAAAACAUAGUCGAUACUGUUACCUGAUUGGCUGUUAGCGUGUCACUCCCAAAGAUCAGUGAUCACUUCCUACGUUGCUUGAACCAACCUUGCUUCGCAACCUCCGCUUUCUUCUGACGAAAAACAGACAAAAAAAUGGAAGGCAUUUUUUAUCGUCAUCGAUUGUGUCCAUCGCGAUAUAUUGAUAUCAUUUUAUCACCCAGCCCUAAUACAAUGAUAUGUUUGAAUUUUCACGUGUGACCUUGCACAUGUGUAAAACUGUUUUAACACGGAAAGAGGUUUCACUUUCUUCUUGACAUGAUUAUCUACGCAUGUUUAACAUUACUCUUGAUCCAUCUUAAACAGUUGUUUUUUUUUAAGCUUUUAUUUUGACACAAUUCUUUUCAUGUGACUCUAAUGCCUGUCUUACAAAGGAGGACAGCCAGUGUGGCCGUGCAAGCUUAUGUCGCUCAAUCUCACUCUCUGAGGCCUUCGGCGCUGACAGGCUUUUAAUUUGACAGCAUGUCACCACAUGACAGGAAGUGUAACAUGUCAGUGUGACCUUUGUUCCCCCGCCUCCGGCCUGUCGUUUCAACUCCAAGGUUCCAUGUAGUUCCGAUGUUUUCAUGGCAGACAGUUUAAAUGAUAAGUUUUGCUUUCAUUUUAUUGAUGUGCAUGGAUUUAUAUUCUUAUUGUUUACUGUCAUUUUGAAAAUGGGUCAUGUUUUAGAAAUUCAUCAAUGAGGAAAUAUUCAUGUGGGUUUGCGCUAUCAAGCAGGGUUUAACCCUGAUUAAAGCACAUUUACGUGAUAUUCUGCGUCUGUUGCGUUGCACCAGAUGGUCACACCUGAGGAA